Molecule: messenger RNA, 471 nt
Organism: Entrophospora sp. SA101
Lineage: Eukaryota; Fungi; Glomeromycota; Glomeromycetes; Entrophosporales; Entrophosporaceae
Source: the annotation of a GenBank genome assembly
AUGGGGAUUAAAGCUGUUGCAGUUCUUAAAGGUGAUAACCCUAGCAUCACUGCUGGUGGUACUGUUACCUUCGAACAGGAAAGCGCAGAUAAGGACGUUUUUAUUAAAAUUGACCUUAAAAAUUUAAAACCUGGAAAUCACGGUUUUCAUAUUCAUGAAUAUGGUGAUAACACCAAUGGAUGUACGUCAGCAGGUGGACAUUAUAAUCCUGAUGAGAAACUUCAUGGUGCACGUCAAGAUAUUAAAAAUCGUCAUGUAGGUGACUUGGGUAAUGUUCUAGUUGGUCCUGAUGGCACUGUUAAAGACUCAUUUUCAGAUGAACUAAUUAAAUUAAUUGGCGAACGCUCAGUAAUCGGACGUACUGUAGUUGUUCACGCUGAUCCAGAUGAUCUUGGUAAAGGUGGUGUUGAGCUUUCACUUACAACUGGUAAUGCAGGUGCUCGUCUUGCUUGUGGUGUUAUUGGUAAUUAA